AUGAUGAAAGAGGAGAUGAAUGAGGAGCCGAUUUCGAUUUGGAGAUUCCUUAGCCCACGUAACGAGCAGGUCGUCAGCUCACUGUACGACAAGGCAAUCGUUGGAAGAAUCACCUUUGAUACGGAAAUGAGCACGUUGCGGGAAUGGAUCGAAGUGUAUCGAGAUCGAGCCUUUGACGACGAUGCGGUCCCCUCGUAUCCGUCCCGAGUCAUUCCGAUUCCGCCACCAUUGAAGGAUCCAAACAGUAAUGCUGUACCAGUAAUCAACCCACCAACACCGCUCCAGAAAAGCAAAAGCAGUGAAAGCAUCAAUUCAGCUACGAGCGUGGACGCGGCAAACAUUAGUGGAAUUUCACUAAUGAGUCAUUCUGGAUCGAAUGGAACGAUCAAUAUAGGCGCCUCGUCUCCUGAACAUACACUUAUGGAUACGUCGUUAAUCAAUCUGGGCGAUUUUUCGGCCCCGCCAUCUCUUCCGUCAAACAGGCGAGACGGUUCCACUGUGGUUGUUGGUUCACCUCUCCAUCCAUGGAAAAGUAUUCAAGAAUGUCAAGACAAGGAUGGUUUAAUAAAGUUUUUCGAUCCAAUUGAAGAACGACAACGUAUCAUUAAUAGGGCACAUCAGCUGGAAUUGGAGCGACAUCAAAUAGAUCAGAUGAAACGUAACAGAAGUUUCUCGGAACGUAUGAAUUUUGGUGGUGGUACUACAUGUAGAGAUGCAGCUGGUAGAAUGGUGAGUAUUAAUUUCGCCUAG
Messenger RNA from Cooperia oncophora, 750 nucleotides. Lineage: Eukaryota; Metazoa; Nematoda; Chromadorea; Rhabditida; Trichostrongylidae. The record is from the annotation of a GenBank genome assembly.